GCUGCUUCAUUCGAGUUCACCAAGGAAGACCACACUCUGGGAAAUGCUUUGCGUUACAUUAUCAUGAAGAACCCUGAUGUUGAGUUCUGCGGUUACUCGAUUCCCCAUCCUUCAGAAGCAAAGAUGAACUUGCGCAUUCAAACUUGGGAUGAGGUGAACGUUUACGAUGUCCUGGAAAAGGGUCUCAAUGAUCUGAUGGACCUCUGUGAUGUGGUGGUCGACAAGUUCACUGUAUCAAGAGAUGCAUUCAAUGCCAGCAAGGCAGCAUAA
Aureobasidium melanogenum CBS 110374 is the source of this 270-nucleotide messenger RNA. Its product is annotated as RBP11-like subunits of RNA polymerase. Gene Ontology annotation, biological process: DNA-templated transcription. NCBI's taxonomy places the organism in Eukaryota, Fungi, Ascomycota, Dothideomycetes, Dothideales, Saccotheciaceae. The annotation marks the transcript as partial. Gene Ontology annotation, cellular component: RNA polymerase I complex; RNA polymerase III complex. Gene Ontology annotation, molecular function: DNA binding; protein dimerization activity; DNA-directed RNA polymerase activity. The record is from RefSeq and is a predicted model, not a curated record. The transcript has 3 exons.